This is a messenger RNA of Vicia faba (fava bean), 1857 nucleotides long. The record is from the annotation of a GenBank genome assembly. NCBI's taxonomy places the organism in Eukaryota, Viridiplantae, Streptophyta, Magnoliopsida, Fabales, Fabaceae.
AUGACUGUAAAGAAACAGGACUCGAAAAAAGUUUCUGGCCUCGGCAAUCAAUCUUCAAGGAAGCUACAUCGCAAAGGAGAGAACCCUAUUCGGGCAGUUUUAUCCAAAGAGGACACAUUCUGUAGAAGGUGCUCUUGCUGUAUUUGCCACCUUUUCGAUGAUAACAAAGAUCCUAGCCUUUGGUUGGUAUGCAGUGAAUCUUCUCAAGGGGACUCAUGUGGAUUGUCUUGCCAUAUCGAGUGUGCCCUUCAACAUGAAAAAGUCGGAGUUGUUGAUCAUGGACAACUUAUGCAACUUGAUGGCGGUUAUUGUUGUGCCUCCUGUGGUAAAGUUACUGGGAUUCUCGGAUGUUGGAAGAAGCAGCUAAACAUAGCUAAAGAUGCUCGGCGUGUGGACAUACUAUGUUACAGGAUAUAUUUGAGCUACAGGCUUCUGAAUGGUACUGUGAAAUUUAAAGAAUUGCAUGACAUGGUACAAGAGGCAAAGGCUAAACUGGAAAAGGAAGUUGGUCCAGUUAACGGCGUUUCUUCCAAGAUGGCACGCGGCAUUGUCAGCAGACUCCCUAUUGCCAGUGACGUGCAGAAACUUUGCUCUCUUGCUAUUGAGAAAGCUAAUGACUGGUUGGCUACCGAUGACAAUCCCGAAUCCAAAGAGGGAUCGCUUCCUGCUGCAUGUAAGUUUGUGUUUGAAGAGAUAACAGCUUCCUCAGUCAAGAUCAUUUUACUUGAAAUGUCGAAUGUAACUUCCGAAGACAUUAAGGGGUUCAAGCUCUGGUAUUACAAGAGUAGGGUGGAAUCACACACACAAGAACCUGUUUGUGUGUUUCCAAAAGCUCAGAGGAGGGUUUUGAUAUCCAACCUCCAGCCUUGCACAGAAUAUACUUUUCGGAUUGUAUCUUAUACAGAUAUCGGUGACCUUGGUCAUUCGGAGGCCAAGUGUUUCACCAAAAGUGUUGAGAUAUUGGAAAAGAUUCCGACUUCAUCAAUUGACAUGAAUACCAAAAAGGAGAAUACUCAAUCUGAAGGAGGCAAUGAAUUGGGAUCCAAAAUAGAGCCUGAUUCUACAAUGGCUGACUCUGGAUUCAAGGUCCGAGACCUUGGAAAGAUUUUGCACCUUGCAUGGGCUCAAGAACAAGGUUGCAUAGAGGGGUUUUGUCGUUCCGAUAUGAAAAACUGCUGUGGUCAAAUUGAAACGGUCAAGCCUAGCAACCCGGUUGAGCAGUCCGCACCGCCUUUGGUUUCUCGAGACCUUGAUCUCAAUGUUAGCUCUGUGCCUGACUUAAACGAAGAACUCACUCCUCCUUUCGAGUCUUCUCGUGAUGAGGACAAUGGUUGCACUUUGCAGCAGGCCGUUGAGGCAGAUGAUGAUGCUGCCUCUCACGAUUUAGAGAAAAACCUAGCAAGACCACAUGGUAGUGGUGGUUCUGAAACAUGGAACCAUAAACCGGUCGGAGAAGUUCCAGCCGUUGACUCACGCAUAGUCUUAGAAGCAAGUAGGAAAAGGGUAGCAAGCACAACUGAAGAAACACAUGACUGUGACAGCACCUUAAUAAACAGUUCUCCUUUACAUGUACCUGAUGGUUCAUUCUCCUUAGACGAGAAUUUCGAGUACUGUGUUAAAGUAAUUCGUUGGCUCGAAUGUCAGGGUCACAUCAAGCAAGAGUUUAGGCUGAAAUUGCUUACAUGGUUUAGUUUGAGGUCGACAGAUCAAGAACGUAGGGUGGUAAAUACUUUCAUUCAGACACUGAUCGAUGAUCCGAGUAGUUUGGCAGGUCAACUAGUUGACUCAUUUUCUGAUAUUAUAUCCAACAAGAGGCCCAGAAAUGGAUUCAGUAAUAAGGUUGUGUCGUUAAAUUAA